CCCCUCUGGAUAACGUCUCGGUAUUCCCCUGUGCAUCGCAUCACACCCGUAGAUGCGUCCCUGGCGACUGGCGUCGUCCAGACCUCCACUAUACAUAGGAUUGCCAUGUCGCGAGAACGAACUCGAAACUGAACAGGAUAGCCAGUACCCACUAGCUAGCGAGUAGCAGAGCACACAAAACGGGUGCCGUUCCAUUGAGAGAUGGAUGAGCUCAUGUCAUGGUUCGGCCAGGCGUCUGUGCUGGUCAGCGUUCUCACCGUGUGCUGGACCAUGAUCUGGCAGAACCUGCAGCACAUCCACCUGCAACAGUUCUUCUCCCGCAACUUCAACCGGCGCGCGCGGCGGCUUGCCGCGGCGGUCGACCCCUACCUGUCGGUCACCUUCGAGGAGUACGAGGGCGGCCGCAUCAAGAGCAGCGACGCCUUCGACGAGGUCAAGUCCUACCUCACCACGGCGACCGGCACGCGCGACGUGCGCCACCUCAGGGCCGAGUGCGGCGGCGGAUCCCGCUCGGACGCCGCCGCCGCCGACAGGGACAAGCUCGUGCUCAGCAUGGCCAAGGACGAGGAGGUCGCCGACGUCUUCAAGGGCGCCACGGUCUGGUGGUCGGCGGCCGCCGUGCCGCCGCCGCAAGACACCGUGUCAUGGAGGCGCGCGGCGCGCGCCGAGCGCCGGUUCUUCCGGCUGGACUUCCACGAGAGCCACCGCGACCUCGUGCUCAACGAGUACCUCCCACACGUGCGCAGGCGGGGCCGCGACGUCAUGGCCCAGAACCGCCAGCGCAGGCUCUACACCAACAUCCUCAGGGAAGGCUUUGAUGAUGAUGGUUUCUACCGAGACGUCUGGACCCAUGUCCCGUUCGACCACCCCAAGACGUUCGACAAGCUGGCCAUGGACCCAGCGAAGAAGAAGGAGAUCAUCGACGACCUGGACAUGUUCAAGAAGGGCAAGGAGUACCACAGCCGCGUCGGGAAGCCGUGGAAGCGGGGGUACCUCCUGCACGGUCCGCCUGGCACCGGCAAGUCCACCAUGGUCGCGGCCAUGGCCAACCACCUCAAGUACGACGUCUACGACUUCGAGCUCACCUCGGUGAAGACCAACACCGACCUCCGGAAGCUGCUCAUCGAGACCAAGAGCAAGUCCAUCAUGGUGUUCGAGGACAUCGACUGCUCCCUCGACCUGACCGGCAAGCGCAAGAGCAAGGAGGAGGAGGACAAGGACGACGGCGAUGGGGAGGACCCCACGCGCCGUCCGGACAAGAAGGGCACGAAGAGCAACGUCACCCUGUCCGGCCUGCUCAACUUCAUCGACGGGCUCUGGUCGGCGUGCGGCGAGGAGCGGCUCAUCGUCUUCACCACCAACCACGUCGACAAGCUCGACGCGGCGCUGGUCCGGACGGGGCGGAUGGACAAGAAGAUCGAGAUGUCCUACUGCGACUUCGAGUCCUUCAAGUUCCUGGCCCGGAUGCACCUCCACGACGGCGUCGUUGAGGAGCACCAGGCGCAGUGCGACCGUGUGAAGGCGCUGCUCGAGGAGGUGGACAUGGCGCCCGUCGACGUCGGCGAGCACCUUACGCCCAAGGCCCCCGUCGAAUUCGAGGACGCCGGACCGUGCCUCGCGAGGCUGGUGACCGCGUUGGAGGAGGCCAAGGAGAAUGUAAGAUUGGGGCCACAGGUAGAUGGGCAGGGCGUCGUCGUGGAGGAUGACGGUAAUUAGGGUCUAGAAGGUGUUGAUCACUCCAUCUGUUAUAUGUUUACUUUUUUAAUAAGGCUAGUCUCACCGGCUGGCUAUUGCUAAGCACUGGCAGAGCUUCUCAGAGGCCAAUAGGGGCCAUGACCCCCCUGAUGUGCAAACUCCAUUAGUCCCUAUCAUUAGAGGCCAGCCAGCCGGGCCGGGCCGGGCCCCUUUAAUUUGGCUCUCUUUUUUUGUCACCUUCA
Molecule: messenger RNA, 1937 nt
Organism: Setaria italica (foxtail millet)
Lineage: Eukaryota; Viridiplantae; Streptophyta; Magnoliopsida; Poales; Poaceae
Product: AAA-ATPase At3g28580
Exons: 2
Coding region: 202-1716 (504 amino acids)
Molecular function (GO): ATP binding; ATP hydrolysis activity
Source: RefSeq, a predicted model, not a curated record